UACUAAUAUAAAAAACUAUAAUAGUAUCUCAAUAAAAUAACACUAGAUCAUUGGAGAGUUUAACUGCUCCUGACAACAACUCAUGAACAACUAUCAACACAUAAAAUUGUUGAUCAUCCAGGUAACAACACACAGUAUAAAGAUUCAAGGGUAUGUUAACUUUUGAACUGGUUCAUUUGUGUAAAUUAAGUGAUUAUGUUGUCUUGUAGACUAUAUGUAUACAUCUCUAAUCUGAAACAGUGCAUGCAUUUUAUGAUCCCUCUUAUUUCAUUAUAACUUAGAAUCUUACAUAUUCUGCAAGGUGUAUAAACCUAUGAGAAUAACUUUAUAUUGUUGAUAUUGGAAGAAGUAAUUAGUAAAUUUAUUUGCCUUUGGUUUUCAAAGCAACAUAACAGAUCACUAAUAUUAAAUAAAAAAUUCUAAUCAAGACAUUUUAUGACAUGAAGUGAUUUGCGUUACAGAAUUUGGUGAUAAAAAAUAAUAAUAAAGUAAAUUACUUCAUAUGAAAAUAUCAAACAAAAAAUAAAUCAAAUAAUAAAUCAAAAUUCAUAUAAUAAUGAUAUACGAAUGCCAAAAUGUAUUAACACAUAGUGCUAAAGUAGUAAGAUGUGUCUGUGUAGUUAAUGUAAUCUGUCUUUUAGAUCUCUUCAAGAAUUUUUUCAUUUGUUGCUUUGGUUAAUAAACAUCUGCCAAGAACAAAGUUUAAAUGUAUAAGCCUGGGACAUAUGUUUUCUUUCCUUGUCUGACCCUCUCUUUUAAUAAAUCCACAUCUUCAUUUAUCCUACCAUCUGUCACAGGGAUCUCUUUCUCAUUUCUGCUUUAUAUAAUUUUCUCAAUUUCAUUCUCAUCCCAAAAGAUUUUUUUUGUGCGUGGACACUGGCAUCCCUGUUUGCCCUUCUCUUCCUUACCUCUAGGUAGCAUGUUGGACCACAUGUCCAGGCGUUCUCGCUCCCUGCUCUCUCUUUUCCUGACCUCCCUUGCCCUUGCUUUAUCUGUCCUGGCUUUCUGUACGUCUUACUGGUGUGAAGGAACGCACAAGGUGGUCAAACCUCUCUGCCUUUCACCUGUCAAGAUGAAGAACUGCGGCCAGAACAAUAGUGAGCCUUACACUACAGAAAGCCCCACCCCAGAUCCACGGGGCACUUUACCACCAAAGCGAAGGGAGGAACUAGCCAGGAUUCGUCAAAGGCAAUUGGCCAACGCAGUUCACUACAUUUGGGAGACGGGAGAAGACAAGUACACCUUCAGAUAUUUCCACACAGGAUUUUGGGAGUCUUGUGAAAAACACGCUGAUGGAGAACGAUGUCGCCGGUUCUUAGAUCUUACUCCUGGAGAGACUCAUGGUGUUCUGUGGUUGUCAAUGAUUGCUGAGUUCAUGUACAUCAGUUUGUUGGGGAUAGGGUUUCUACUCAUGUGGGUGGAAGUGUUAUGUGCUCAUAAAGAAAUGCAUGCGCUCAAAAUCAACGCUUUUGCAGCCAUGUGCACUGUGCUCUCAGGACUGUUAGGGAUGGUGGCUCAUAUGAUGUACACCACCGUAUUUCAGCUGACUGUGAUUGUGGGGCCCAAAGACUGGAGACCUCAGACCUGGGACUACGGUUGGUCAUUUGCGUUGGCAUGGGUGUCUUUCAGCUGCUGCAUGGGUGCUGCGGUUAUGACCCUUAAUUCUUACACCAAAACAGUCAUUGAGAUGCGUCACCGCCAGAGACUUCGAUUAGAAGAGGCCCGCGCUACAACCCACGCUCCAUCCUACGAUGAGGUGGUCCCAGGGGGCGGGCUCUACUCCGUCAGUGGCCUGUUACAGUGCCCGAAUGGGAUGAUGGACUCUGUGUGGGCAUCCAAUGGGAGCAUGAGAAUGGUGCAAGAGGACGAUGUGCCCACCCUGGUACUGGUUGGGGGAUGCAGACCGGAUACGUGUGAGGACUGCGAGAGAGAGAUAGAUGAGAUGAAGGAGGCUAUGAAAGGAAUAGAUUCUCCUUGCUGAUUCACUCAAAAACGAAAAAUCUGACUUCAUUUAGGCUCAAACUGUUCCUAACCUCAAUUAAUUAAUUUUGUCUGUGGAACACAAAAGAAGAUAUUUUGAAGAAUGUUGGUAAUCAAAUACUUUUGGUUGCC
Molecule: messenger RNA, 2112 nt
Organism: Rhinichthys klamathensis goyatoka
Lineage: Eukaryota; Metazoa; Chordata; Actinopteri; Cypriniformes; Leuciscidae
Product: germ cell-specific gene 1-like protein
Exons: 6
Coding region: 707-1981 (424 amino acids)
Cellular component (GO): plasma membrane
Source: RefSeq, a predicted model, not a curated record